UUUUUCUUUGGGAUGAGUUCCUAGAAGUGGAAUUAUUGGAUAAAAGGAUUUUCUCUAUUUUUAAAGUUGCUAGGAUAUAAUUCUUAGAUUUUGACAAUUUAUACUUAGGGAGUAUCACUGCUAAUCAAUAAUUUUUCUCUCCUGUGAUUCUGUUCCUUAGGAAAAAGAGAUCACGCACAAUACGGUCUUUAGGAUCUUUUCCAGAAAGUCUUUCUUUCAUGAUGGCUAAAAAUACUACUGAUACUAUGACAUCAUUGGAAGAAGUGUUUCAAUGCCUGGGGGCCUUGAGGAGUAUCAGGGAUAGUUUCUGAAGAGAUGCAUUAUUUUUCAUUUGCACCUGAACAGCUGAAGACAUUCACUUCUCAGGCUCUUGGCUUGAUUUGAACAAAUGGGCUGUGUGGAGAUUCGUUUCAGGGUACUUCUCACUGUGGAAUUGUAGCAAGAUCACCAAGGAGCCCUGAGGUCCAGCUGCAGCCCUGGGCUUUAGUUUCUCAUUUGUAAAAUAUAAGGGUUGGACUAGAUAACUGAUAAAGCCUUUUACUUCUGACAAUGUAUGGUGUCCUAGGUGACUUCUCUUUCCUCCUUUUCCUGGACGCCUGUCAUAUCUCUCCAGGAAUCCUAGUUUGUGUGUUUGUUUCCAUAGAGCAUAUUCCUGAGGGAAGGUGGCUGAGGUGCUACACAAGAUGUUUGUGCUUCAUGAACCCCAGAAGCUGCAGAUUCUGUAUGAAUCUUUGGAAAAGAACAUCCCUGAGUCCUUGAAGGUAUAUGGUGUCAUUUUCAACAUUAAAAAUAAAAACCCAUUCAACAUGGAGGUGCUGGUAGAUGCCUGGCCAGAUUAUCAGAUAGUCAUUACCCGGCCUCAGAAACAGGAGAUGAAGGAUGAUCUGGAUCAUUAUACCAACACUUACCACAUUUUCACCAAAGCUCCUGACAAGAUAGAGGAAGCCCUGGCAUGCCCUCAGGUUAUCAACUGGGAACAAGUCUUCCAGAUCCAAGGUUUCCAAGAGAGUUUGGAUGAAGCAAUAAAGAAGGUUGCAGCUUCAAAAUCAGUGCAGGUGGAUUACACAAGGACCAAACUCUUUAUGAUGGAAAUUCCAGUGAAACGCAAUACAUCAAGUAAUGGCAAGAUGGAUAUGAUGGAGCUAGUUAAUAUGCCCACAGAUAAUAAAAAUCAAAACAAAGGAGACUUUCUGAGCAUCAAGUUGGAUCCUUCACAUGCAAAGCUUGUAAAUGAGCAGUGGGACUUUGGAAAAAAUGAAAGGAGCUUGAAAUAUAUUGAACGCUGCCUCCAGAGUUUUCCAGGAUUUGGUAUUCUGGGUCUACAGGGGCUCCCUAUCUCUUGGGUUGUGAUGGAACAGUCCUGUGAGUUAAGAAUGGCUUAUACUGUCCCUAAAUACCGAGGCCAAGGCAACAUGCAACAAAUUUGUUAUUACUAUGUAGAGUAUCUUACUCAGAGAAAAAUACCAUUUUAUUUACAUGUGGCUGAAAGUAAAGAAAAAAACCAAAAAUUAUUGAGAAUGUUUGGAUUUAACAUUUCUCUUUGUGGCUGGCAUCAAUGGCAAUGUACCCCCAAGAAAUAUUGCUGAUUGGCGCCAGUGAAAAUGCAUCAGUACAAAUACAAACAUGAUAAUCGACAUUAGCACAAAAAGUAUCCAAUUAUCUGGUAUCCAUGCAUCACUUAAGCCCACUCUUACUAGUAUUUUUGUCUGUCUUCUCCAUAAUACAGAAAAUUAGAAGCUUGGUACUUUGGUGCUAUUCUUUUCCUUUGUGGUGACAGGCAUUUUAGAAUUAAAAACACUCAAUGUCAAUCAUUAGUGCCAAGAUAACCCUUUGAAAGUAAUAUUUGGUACACAUGAGGGGGAGUUGGUGGGAUAGGUGAGAAAGGUGAAGGGAUUAGGAAGUACAAAUUGGUAGUUACAAAAUAAUCACUAGAAUGUGAAAUAUG
Hipposideros armiger (great roundleaf bat) is the source of this 1945-nucleotide messenger RNA. It is a transcript of the gene GLYATL2, whose product is annotated as glycine-N-acyltransferase like 2. The coding region runs from base 684 to 1586 and encodes 300 amino acids. NCBI's taxonomy places the organism in Eukaryota, Metazoa, Chordata, Mammalia, Chiroptera, Hipposideridae. The transcript is spliced from 5 exons. Gene Ontology annotation, cellular component: mitochondrion. Gene Ontology annotation, molecular function: glycine N-acyltransferase activity. The record is from RefSeq and is a predicted model, not a curated record.